GAACCUGGCUCCCCUCCCCUCCGAAGCUCGCGGGGAUCCCUCCCUCCCACCCCUCCCCUCCCCCCCGCGCCCCGAUUCCGGCCCGAGCCGGGGGGGAGGCCGGGCGCCCGGGCCAGAGUCCGGCCGGAGCGGAGCGCGCCCGGCCCCAUGGACAGCUCGGCCGUCAUUACUCAGAUCACCAAGGAGGAGGCGCGGGGCCCGCUACGGGGCAAAGGUGAUCAGAAGUCAGCAGCUUCUCAGAAGCCCCGGAGCCGGGGCAUCCUCCACUCGCUUUUCUGCUGUGUCUGCCGGGACGAUGGGGAGGCCCUGCCUGCGCACAGUGGGGCACCCCUGCUGGUGGAGGAGAACGGAGCUGUCCCCAAGCAGACCCCAGUCCAGUACCUGCUCCCAGAAGCCAAGGCCCAGGACGUGGACAAGAUCUGUGUGGUCAUCGACCUGGAUGAGACCCUGGUGCACAGCUCCUUUAAGCCAGUGAACAACGCCGACUUCAUCAUCCCUGUGGAGAUUGAUGGGGUGGUCCACCAGGUCUACGUGCUGAAGAGGCCCCACGUGGAUGAGUUCCUGCAGCGAAUGGGCGAGCUCUUUGAGUGUGUGCUGUUCACCGCCAGCCUUGCCAAGUAUGCAGACCCAGUAGCUGAUCUGCUGGACAAGUGGGGGGCCUUCCGGGCGCGCCUGUUUCGGGAGUCCUGUGUCUUCCACCGGGGGAAUUAUGUGAAGGACCUGAGCCGGCUGGGCCGAGACCUGCGGCGGGUGCUCAUCCUAGACAACUCGCCCGCCUCCUACGUCUUCCAUCCAGACAACGCCGUACCAGUGGCCUCCUGGUUUGACAACAUGAGCGACACAGAGCUUCACGACCUGCUGCCCUUCUUCGAGCAGCUCAGCCGCGUGGAUGACGUGUACUCAGUGCUCAGGCAGCCUCGGCCCGGCAGCUAGUGAGGCGCCCUGGGGCCAGGAGCUGCCCCUGACCAAGGCACACACCCCUCACACGUGGACUUUGCCUUAAGAAAACCCAGCGGCCACUGCCACCACCUCAGCGUCAUGGGGAAGUGGGCCCUCCCCACCUGCCUGGCCAGGCUGUGAAGGGGGCAGCAGGCUGCGCCAAGGGCGAUGAGCCUCUGGGUCCCUGUGUCAGUGCCUUAGAACCUCCUCCUCCUUCUUGGGGGAUCUGUGGGGCCCUGUGUGCCGCUCCCCCUUUCUCUCUCUCUCUGCUGCCAUGUUUCUUUGCUGCCAAAUUGGGCCUCUUGGCCCUUUCUGGUUCUGCUUCGGGGAGGGGCAGGGUUCUUGCCGCCCCGUGCCUUGGGCCCCCAGCUUGGGAACGGUGGACACCCAAGUGCCUUGCGUAGAGCCCUUUUCCCUGCCCUGUUUCCCCAGGGCCGUGAUCGGGUCAGCUCUGGCCUGGAACAGUCUCCAGAUGGCUGCAGUCUAGGCUGGAGGGGGAGGAAACAGUCUCCCACCUCCUCCCUUGGGACUGAUAGAGCCCCCAUCAUUCUCUGCCUGGGAGGGCAGGGAGGGCAGAAGAUCUGUUACCACUUGUGAAGGGAGCGGCGUGUGUCCUCUGGGACCCCAGAGUCCAGCUUCUCUAGGCUCAUUCGCAGCCGAAGGCUGCUCCCCACACCAAGCCCUGACCUCUCACAUCUGCCUUGACCACCCCAAGGCCCUGGGGCUUGGCUCCCCCAACUCCUAGUGUGGGGGCGGAGGCAGGACCCCUUUGUGGUGCCAUAUAAAUAUGUAUAUGUGUAUAUAGAUUUUUAGGGGAAGGGGAGAGGGAAGGUUCGGGGUAGAGAGACCCCCUCCUUCACCCCUUUCCUGGACCCAUAAAUUGUGGGGAGGGAGGGAAAGGAUUUUUACAUUUUUUAAACUGCUAUUUUCUGAAUGAAACAGGCUGGGCCAAGGGGCCCCAAGCCCUGUCUUCUGUCCCUCACACCCUCUUUGCUCCAAUUACUCAUUCAUUCAAAACACAUUAGCAGCUUCUCUGUGCCCAGCGCUGUGCUAGGCCCACCAGCUGAGUGUGUAGGGGUCUCUGCACCUAAUCCGGUGCCUCCCCCACCCACUCCAUACUUCACCGGUGCCUUUAGGGGAGCUGUAGGAGGUGGGACCCUUCUUGGGGGGCUUGGGGGUCUCCAGGAAGCCUGGCCAAGCUGUCCCCCCGCCCCCCGCCCCGUGCCAACCCACCCCCUGUCGCCCCCUGCCUCACCCCCUGCUGGCUGGGGGCAGCUCUCAAGACAUCCUGCCUUCCAGUUCUGACUUCUUUAUCUGGAACCCCUUCCCCAAAAUGCUGAGAGUCUGGAGGUGAAGGCCUUGGGCUCUCCCCAGGGCUUAACGGUUAAGGGGACCCAUAUACCAGUGCCAAGGGGGGAUGUCAAAUGGAGAUACCAUUGCCCCUCCGCCCCCGAGAACUGGGGGUGGGAGGGAGGUUAAGGUUGGCCUGAAUAGGCUGACCUUCCUAUUUAAGUGCCUUCUCUGACUGAGCCCCACAGUAUGCCGAGAACUAAAGAGAACGCCAGACCCCCCAUGCUGCCUCUGUGGUCAUUGGGGGGACGCUGAAGCGGGGAGCGGUCGUGUGUCGCAUGAGGCCACACCCCCCAGUAAAUCCUUUGGGGGGGAGCGUGAAGGGAGGGGCUGCCCUAGGCCCCGGGCCUUCAAGCGUGCAAGUGCGAGGUCGACGCCCCCCGGUGAGCGGCCUCGCGUGCACCGCUGUACUAUUUAAUUAUUCUGCUUCUCUUAGCCUCAGUUACCUGACCGGCAAAAUGGAGAAACGCUCUCUGCGGAGUUGAUUAAAUGCCUGCACACCGAGGGCUCGCUAGUGGUAGCCUUAAAGUAAAGCUGGGCUGCGUCCCUAGGCGAGGCCCCUGGAAGGUAUUUGCAGGCGGGAGGGGUGUGGCCUCUGUCCCCGGGUAGAGGGGCGGGGCUCUGGUGGCCCCCGAGCGGGGUCUGGGGGGCGGGGCGAGUUCUUGGGAAGCCAAGUUCGGCUCCAAACCGAAGAACUUCGGCCGAGGCGUCGGGAAGGGCGGGCAGGCGGAGGCGUCAAGGUCUCCGGGGAGACUGGGGGCAGGCGCUCGGUCUCCUUGCCCUUCGCACCGCCCUCCCCCAUCCGCCCCUCGGCGGCCUCUCAGCACCUACCGGCCGCGCCCUUGCACGAGCCUCCGGCCCACUUCCUGCCUCCGCCCCUCCGGCCCGGGCAGCACUUCCUUUGCAAAACUGGGCAGCCCCAGGCCCUGGCAGGAAGUGCCCUCCCGCCCCUCCCCGGCCCGCCCUCUCCUGCUUCCCACGGUGGCCGCUAGAGGCCUCUCUGUCCUCGGUGACGCCAGCCUGCCCCUCCCCCCCACCCCGGGGGCUGGAAAGAUGGGCGCCAGCAUCAUUCACCCAUCUCCCGGGCUGGGGGCAGUGUUCCCCCCAAUACACAUAAACACACGGGACAGAAGAGAGAUUUGCCCUUUCCAAAGUUGGUCUCUGUCCCCCCAGCUCUGCCUACCUUGCCCCUUCACCCCCUCAUCCCCAUACCUUGUGAAUCAAGCCUCAAUUCGGUCUCCUUGCGCCCCAGAUGUUGGUCUGUUCCCCAAGUCUGGGGCGGGGGGGACCCGCAGCGUGUGUGAUCCGGGAAGAGAAGCCCACAGCUCCCAUCAGCUCCACUCUGAGCUGGAGCCCACCGGGGCGGGGUAAAUACUCAGCCCUCCCUGCCUCCGCCUUCCUCCUCCCUGGGGUACUGCUUGAUUUCCUGCUCUCCCAGUAAACACUGGUUACCCCCAAGAUUUGCAUUGCAGGGGCCCUGACACACCAGGGAGUCACCAGGGUUCCCAGCUUUGAAUGAGACCACAGUCAGUCUCUCCCCACCACCCCCACCCACGCAGCCUUCACCCACAUGGAGUUCAACUCAACCACAUGUAUUCGCGUUCUCUGUGUGCUGGGCACGAUGCCAGGACCCAGGGACACCCCAUGACUGGGCCAUGCCUCUGCUUUCAAGGAACCCACACCCCAGUGCUGGGAAAGACACCUGAAAUGCAGGGCACCUGGGUGGCUGAGAUGGCUAAGCCGCUGCCCCCUGCUCAGGUCAUGAUCUAGUCCUGGGAUCGAGCCCAGAGCCCCCUGUCUGGCUCCCUGCUCAGCGGAGAGUCUGCU
Messenger RNA from Zalophus californianus (California sea lion), 4116 nucleotides. It is a transcript of the gene CTDSP1, whose product is annotated as CTD small phosphatase 1. The transcript is spliced from 7 exons. Lineage: Eukaryota; Metazoa; Chordata; Mammalia; Carnivora; Otariidae. The record is from RefSeq and is a predicted model, not a curated record. Bases 148 to 933 code for a protein of 261 amino acids. Gene Ontology annotation, molecular function: RNA polymerase II CTD heptapeptide repeat phosphatase activity.